This is a messenger RNA of Kalmanozyma brasiliensis GHG001, 4917 nucleotides long. RefSeq names its product Stress response protein NST1. Lineage: Eukaryota; Fungi; Basidiomycota; Ustilaginomycetes; Ustilaginales. Bases 1 to 4917 code for a protein of 1638 amino acids. The transcript has a single exon. The record is from RefSeq and is a predicted model, not a curated record.
AUGGCCAAGUCGAAGCUGCCUCGCUCCACGCCAGCAGCGCGCGGCGCAGCCGUGCCUCCACCCAAGCUGGCCGCCACUGCGCAGCAAACGCAGCCACUUCAAUCUACACCACCACCUACCAUGCCGCAAAGCAAAGCCCCCGUGGCUGGCGCAUCCACGCCACCUCGAUCUGCUUCGCCCGUCUCGAAUCACGACGGAGACAGUGCCGCGCUCUCUUCCGCCAAAAAGAAGAAGAAAAAGUCCAAGUCCAAAGCCAGGGAUGCCGACUUUAUCGACGACCACGAGUACGACCUGCAAUCUGCUGCUGCCCUGGGUCAGCGACCACGUUCGCCUGCAUCGCUGGCGGCGAGGGCACGGGCCCAGGCCCAGCUCUUGGCGGCCGCAAGCGAGUUGUACCGAAGGAUCGAAGGCGAUGCGCAAGGUAUACCGGACGACGAUGCCUAUUGGACAUCGCUGCCAGCCCAUCUGCGCACCUUCAUCCGUAAUGCCCUUCCUCUUGGUCAAUUCCCUCCAGCAGCGCAGGCGGCGCUUAACGAGAACGCUCAGGAUCCAGCCAAUCGACACGCCUCGACGCAGGCCAUGAUCGCCGUCGCUCAGCAGCUGGCACAGGCAGCGCACGCAUCUCAACGCCACCUCCAGCAGUUUCCACCGGGCACUCACCCUUAUCCACCACUCCCUUUCGACGCCUCCAUCUUUGCCGACUUGGCUCUGCAACCCGACCAGGCAUUGCCUCUCCACCCUCAUCCUAACGCUGUCAACAACGUGCAUGCUGCCAACGCCAACGGUGCGUACGCUCAGUACUCGUCCAGUCCCAACCCGCCUCCGACGCAGCCUCCAGUCGAGCCUCUGCCGCCUCCCGUUGUGCUCUACGACAACUUUGACGACGAAAUCGACCGAUUCGACGACGACGGAGUGGACGAUGCGCAGUACUACGACGACGGUGAACUCGACGAGGACGACGAUGUGCUGGACGCGCAGGGUGGCCUUCUUCGUGCUCGCGAGCGCGUCUGGAUGCAGGAUGGCACCGACCACGUACACGGCCCCAACGGCAUGGCCGCGCACCCAGAUGCACUGCGAUCGGCGAGCAAGAACAAGAAGAAAAAGAAGAAGAAGAAAGGCGGAGCAGGGGCGGGUGCCGGGCACGGCGACGACGAGGCACACGAGAUCGAGGUCGAGGUGCCACCUCCUCCGAAGCCGGUACCCAGCCACCCUCCUCCUUCCACGAAUGUCUCUUCCGUGGCUCGCAACUCCAACCCGCCGCCUCCUAGCUCGAGGGCGGCUGGCAAGCAGCCCAUGACCUUUAACUCGACUGGAAAGACGCCAGCUAGGCCAGCAAAUGGUGUUCCGCCUUCUUCCAACUCGGGCAAGCGCUCUGUUUCGUCUUCGACGCACGGUCAGCAACCCGUGGCCAAUCCUGCGGCCAACAGCGCCAAGAUCUGGUCCACCAGCUCGGCGGAGGAGCGGGAACGGAUCAAGGAGUUCUGGCUCGGUCUUUCGAUGAAGGACAGGCAGAAGCUCGUUCAAGUCGAAAAGGAGACCGUCCUCAGAAAGAUGAAGGAGCAGCAAAAGUUCCUGUGCAGCUGUGCCGUUUGCGGUCGGAAGCGCUCCGCCAUCGAAGAGGAGCUUGAGGUCCUCUACGACGCCUACUACGACGAGCUAGAAGAGUAUGCCAACCAUCAACAGCGAUGGGCCAGCAGCGGCGGGACCAUUCCUCCCCCGCCAGGUCCAGGACCGUUCCCAGGCAGUGUCGCGCUCGACGCCUCUGGCGCUGUGAUCGGCGGCGACCCCUUGUCUCGCAACCGAGCAGCCCACGGCGGUCGCGAUGUCAGGCACCCUCAGCACCCUCCUCCGCCGCACGGACGCAAGGCACCGCUGCAACCCGAGUCAUCCGAUGGCUACGAUGACGACGAUCUCGACGAUGAUGGCGAAUACGAUGACGAGGAUGACGAUGCCGAAUACGAAGACGAAGAGGAGGACGACGACAUUGAGCUCGAAAAGGAGCGAGCUCGCGACGACUACGACAAGCGCAACCCUGUUCCUUCUUCGCGUCGCCGCGGCACCAACGAUUCCAACGACCUCUUCGGCCUGGGUAGCAGUCUGACCGUCAAGGGCGGCAUCCUUACCGUCGCCGACGACAUGCUCAAGAACGACGGCCGCAAAUUCCUCGAAAUGAUGGAACAGCUUGCAGAGCGAAGGAUGCACCGCGAGGAGCUCACCAACGCCGAGCUCGCUGCCAGCGAAGACGAGGAAGACGUCGACGGCGCCGAUGAUCCUGAGGACGACGACGACGCGGACGAAGAGGAGGAUGACGAGGAAGACGACAUCCUCACCGAAGAGCAGCGCAUGGAGGAAGGCCGCAAGAUGUUCCAGAUCUUUGCCGCGCGAAUGUUUGAGCAGCGCGUGCUUGCCGCCUACCGAGAGCGCGUCGCUCAGGAACGUCAGCUACAGUUGCUCCGCGAGCUCGAAGAGGAAGACGACAACGAAAAGGCCCGCGAGGCUCGUCGCGUCAAGGAGUCGCAGAAGAAGAAGGACAAGAAGAAGGCACAGCGAGAAGCCAAGGAGGCAGCCCAGAUGCGAAAGGAUCAGGAGAAAGCUGCCGCGGACGCCGAAUUGCGUGCACAGCAGCAGGCUCAACGCGAUGCCGAGCUCAAGAAGCAGGAGGAGAUCCGUCUCAAGAGGGAAGCUGAGCGCAAGGCCAAAGAGGACGAGAAGGCCAAGAAGGAGGAGGAGCGUCGCCGACGUCAAGCCGAAGAGCGUGACCGUCAGCUUGAAGUGGAACGCAAGCGCCGCGAGAAGGAGGACAAGGCCCGACUCGAACGCGAGGCUCAGGAGAAGGCGAAGCGCGACCGUGAAGAGGCGCAACGCAAGGCGAAAGAAGAGCAGCAACGUGUUCAGCGCGAGAAGGCCGAGAAGGAGCUCAAGGCUAAGGAGGAGCAGGAACGCAAGGUCGAGGCUGCCAAGAAGGAGAAGGAGGCUCGUGCCCAGGCUCAACGCGAGUCCAAGCAGGCGGCAGCAGCUGCUGCUGCCGCUUCGCAGGCUCGCGGGUCGUCUGGUGCUCCUGCUGCUGUUCCCAGCUCGCCCUCGACCGGGUCCAGGUCCAGCCUCAACAAGUCUGCUCCGGGCACGCCUGCUCGUGGUGCCAAGACCGGCUCGAUCCCUGGGUCCCCCGCCGUUGCAUCGGAACAGGUUCAGGCUCGUGGCUCCCAGAGGGCCACCAUCGGCUCGAAGGCUGCUCCAGGCCUGGCCGGCGCAUCCUCCGGCGUUGCUGCUGCUGCAUCGUCUGUCGCGGGUUCGUCGCUGCCAGCUCCUCCCCAAGGCUUGCCUCCUCGCCCGACCACUGCCGUCUUGACGCCUUCUGGUGCCUCUUCGCAGAGCUCUUCAGCGUCAGUCGCUGCCAAUGCUGGCCUGCCCAGGCCUCCUGUCAAUGUUGUCGGCGGUGGCUCCGCUUCGACCGUUCAGCCUUCUCUCGGAUUCGGCUCGAUCGCACCGACUCCAGCAGCCAAUGUGCCGAUCGCCACCUCGAAGGCACCCGGUUCCAGCAUCUCGCCCAAGCCUUCUCAACCGUUUUCGCAGGCACAAGACAAGCAGUCCAUUCCGGCAGGUUUCAAUUCGGUUCCGCCUUCCUACGGCCAACAGCCCGGUCUCGAGGGUCUUCGAUCGCCCCCUCUUCCCAACGGAAUGCCGGCUGGCGGUGUCUUCAGCAGCAACGGCGCUUUGACCUCUAGCCUGCAGUCGCCCAGUCUUGGCGGUCCUCCCGGCAUCGGUGGCAUGACGAACAACCUGGCUUCGCUCACUCUGAACGCACCUCCAGGAAUGAACUCGAUCGGUGGCAGCAAGGUGCCUACUAUGCCUGGCAUGGAAACCAACGCUUCAGUUCUGCACGGUCUCGCCCACAGCGGCUUGGGCGGCAACGUGCAAAGUCCGACACAGACGCCCUUCUCUCCUAUGAGUGCAGGAGGCAACGCUGUCGAUCCCAUGCGCAGCCGUACCGCCUCUUUCGCGGAUUCCGAUCCCAUGUCGUUUGCCGGCAUCCGACCCGGCUCGUCGCUCUCGCAGCGCAUGCCCGCCUACCGAAGCGCUGCCCCGGCUCCGAUUGGCCCCAUAGGCCGACCCAAGGCCAUGGACACGAUUCAGCAGCACGUGCACGAGGACCACACGGGCGCCAUCGGCAACGGCCGACAUGCCAACAGUGCGGGCGGAUCGAGCGCCACAAGCCCUCGACUGCCUGAAGGCAUCCUUGGCAGUUCCGCUCUGGGAGGUGACGACGACAUUAUCGACCCCAAGCCUCGCAGGGUGAGCCACACCAUUCCCAUCGGCGGUGGCGCCACUGGAAGCAGCAUCGGUGGUGGGGCUGGAUCGUUCUUUGGCGGCGGUGGAAUGAGCGGUGCCGGCGCUGUUGGUGGAGGCUUUGGUGUGAGCGCUUCUUCACCUUGGAGCUCGUUCUCGGGUGCAGGUCAGAACGCGCCUGGACCUUUGUCGCCCGGAUUCAGUGGUGGAUCUGCUGCACCUGGCUCAAUCGGGUCGAGUCUCGCGUCGGCCAACUUUGGUCUGAACCAGACCACCGGUACUCCCAGUCUCGGUGCUGGUUCUUCGGGCAUGUCCAACGGCGCACCGUCGGAUCCGUGGGCUCGCAUCGAUACGAACUCGUGGAACCGCGCUCGCUACGCGUUCGAACAGCCCGGCGGCGCCGCCUCGGCUGGCCUAGGCGCACCUGCACAGGCACACGCUUUCCACCAGAACCACCUGCACGGCGCAGGCAACGGCAACCUAAACCCGUUCAAUCUGGGUGCUCCGGGCAGUGGAUCGAGGAACCUCUUCGGCGCUCCGGGAAGCAACUCGCUCCAUCCGGGAGCGAUCGGAAGUGCCUUGUCCUCCACCUCGCCGGGCAGUCGACAUGUCAGUGGUGGUCAUGAGUAG